AUGGUGACCGCCGUUGACGACGACUACGUUGGAUUGAGAACGCACCGGCAUUUUGCUUUCGCGCAAGGACGGAUUUUCAGCAGCAGCGAGCGAGUUACACGAGAAGUCAUGGAUCGUCUCUGGCACGACCGCACGGGAUGGGCCUCCUCAGACCCGGCGACAGCCAUGCAGCACUCCCCUCAUGCCGCCUUUCUGUGCGCUGCUGCUCCCCUAUCUCUCUCCCGCCUCUCCCCGUUCGCGCAUCUGUCGCAGGACAGUGUCGCGCAAGUCGGUGCCGUCGCAUGCUUGGAUGACGGCGAGCAGGCGCCGCCUGGCAAGGCGGCGAUAUCGGCGGCCCGCGAUGGGCCUGGCGCGCCUGCUGUCGCCACGAAUAACGGGGCGGAGGCUCCACCUCGCGCGCUGUUCCAUCCGAUCAAGGUAGACGACAUGCACGCGGAGAUGGACCGCCUGCGACUCGAGCUGUGGGCGGCGCGCAUAGAGUGCAGCGAGUUGAGGGCUCAACUAGAGGCGCGGUCGGAGCGCGCGCUGGAGGAGGAGCGCCUGGCCGGCGCGAGGAGCGCGCGGGAAGAGGCGCAGCGGCAGGUGGAGGAGGCGAGAGGCGAGGCGGCGGCGGCGAGGCGCGAGGCGGAGCGCGCGAGGCGGUACCACGAGGAGGAGGUGGCCGUGCUGCUCGGCGCGCACCGCGACAAGGAGGCGCUCUGGCAGCGCAAGGGAGAGCACCGCAGGGCCCGCGUGCAAGCAGUGGCGUCAUGCAUGCGUGUCGCGCACUCCCUCCUAGCGCAUCCGCGCACGCUGUGCCUCUUCCCCCCUUGCCUCUUCACAUGCGCCUCACCGUCCCUCGCUGCCUCGUUCGUUAUUUCUCUUGCCCUAUGUGCGCCCAUCCCCCUGACUAAAGCGUCGAUCCCCCUUGCCUGUGUGCGCCCGUCCCCUUGUCCGUCUGUGAGGUGGAGUUGGAGCACGAGCUGCGCCACCUGCGCCACCGACUGGCCGACGCACGCAACGGUCAGCGCCUUCACCCUCACCUGCGCCAUGCCUUGCCUUCUCACCCGCCCACCACGCGCUAACCCCCCGUGCCCUCACGCUGCCACCACGCACCUGCCCUCCUUGACUGCUCAUCCCUCCCACGCCCGUUCUUCCCCCCUCCCCGCCCCCUCGCGCAUCAUACCUGCAGCGCUGUGUGUGGCGGAGGCGUGUGCGCAGGGCGCGCGGGAGGAGGGCAGCAGCGCCGUGGCUGUGCUGCGCGGGCAGCUGGCGGGGGCGCUGCGGGCGGCGGCGGAGCGGGAGAGGGAGCAGGAGGAGGCGAUGCAGCGCGUGGACGGCGAGCUGGCGCGGCUGCAGGGGCAGGCGGACGCCGCCGCGCAGCGCGAGGAGCUGGCGGCGGCGCUGAUCGACCGCCUGCCCGCCGACAACGAGGCGCUCAGGGCCGCGCUGCUCGCCGCUCAGGAGGGCGCGCAUGGCAGCACGGCGGCGCGCAGGGGGCGCGUGGAGCAGGAAUGCAGCAGAUUGCAGGCAGCAAAGGAAGAGGGUGGAGUUGUUGGUGAAGGGAAGUCAGUGCAGCGGGUUCCAGGAGGAGUGGUGCGGCGAGACAUGCUUCAACCCAAGGAAUCUCAAGCCCCGCAUCCUGAUGGCGCUCGUGACUGCGGUGGUGGCGGUGGUGGUGCUGCAGAGGAUGCAGAGGAAGCAAGGUGUGCGCGUGACGAGCGGGGUGGAGCCAGUGGGGUGCGCGGUGGGCAGGCUGCAGCUGGUGCACGGGGGUCAAGGGGAGCAGGGGGCGCAGAGAUGCAGGCGGGCAGCAGGGAAUGGGGGGAGGGGGGUGCGCAUGGUGGUGCAUUUGAAGGGAGAGCGUGGCCGAGUGCGGUGGGCGGGGAAGAGCCUGAAGGCCCACCGGAGCAGUGGCAUGAGAGCGGGGGCAGUGAGCAGCGUGCUGCAGACGCUGGCAGCGCUUGCGCCGUGGAGGAGCGGCGUGGCGGCGAGUACGAGUCAGCGUUCACGCUGCCGGUGCCCCGGCAGGGCGCGUGGAGCCGCGCCAAGCAGGCGGUGGCGCAGUACUAUGGUGGGGGCGCAGGCGAGGAGGGCGAGCAGGAGCAGCGCGAGAGGGAGCUGGAGGAGGUGCUGGAGGAGAACGGGCGGCUGGAGGAGCAGCUGCGGGCGCUGCAGGCGCAGGUGGGCAAGGCACAGCGCGUGGUGGCAUGGCAGGGGCGGCUGCGGCAGCGCGUGCUGCAGCUGCGCGUGUGUCUGGAGCUGACGAGCAAGGUGGUGGACGUCAAGGACCGCGCCCUCGAACUCGCCGUGCACCGCGCCCGCGCCGCUGAGGCCCGCUGCACCCACCUCGACCGCCGCCUGCACCUCCUGCUGCCCGCCGCGAGCUCUGCUGCCCCCGCUGCCCUGGGCGAGCACGGCAGCUCCCAAGCUGCCACGGGGGCAGAUGGCUGUGGGGACAUUGCAGGGACUGGGCUGCAGAGAAGGUGUGCAGUGGCGGAGAUUGAGGCUGAGGGCGAGGAUGCGGCAGGGGUGCAGCAUGGAGGAGAGGCAGGUGCAGCGUCAAGGCAUGAGGAGGGGGGCGCCCAGGAGGAGGGCAGCCCGGAAGGCGCUGAGGAGGGGGCGGGCGCAGUGGAGGCGGGUGGUGAGCAGGGCGUGGUGGCGACGGUGUCCACUGGCAGCUCAGCGCGGGCCGGCAUGCGUCGCAGGAGCAGGAGCAGGGGCCGCGUGCAAGGCGGCAGUGAGGCCAGUGGAGAGGAAGAGGAGUGGCCAGCGGUGGGGCUGAAGGAGCUGCAGGCGAGGCGGGACGUGCUGCUGAUUGCCAUGCACGGGCUGAGGGAGCGUGCAGCACUGGCUGCGGAGAUGGGGCUGCGAGCGGCAGCGGUGAUGGGGCGGCAGGGCAAGGACAAGCGUGCAGAGGUGAGCGAGAUGCUGGCAGCCAUGGAGGGCGAGGCUGACGAGGCGCGUGUGCUGAUUGAACGCACAGAGAGGAUGGUGGCCCGCAUGGCCGCACUGGAGCGAAGGGGAAAGGUCCUGGAACGCAAGAUGGAGAGCAAGCGGGUCAAACUAGUCCAUUUGGAGAAUAAGUUUCACCUGGCUCCCAAGCCAGUUGCGUGCGACUACACGGUGGGGCGGUGGGUGUACGACGCGCGGCGGCGGUCGUACAGCAGCAAGUGCGCGUGGAUCCGCUCGGCCUUCAACUGCGAGCGGAACGGGCGGCGCGACACGGGGUACACCAAGUACACGUGGAAGCCCAGCGCGUGCACCGUCCGACGCUUCGACCGCGCCUACUUCAAAGCCCUGCUCCGCAACAAGGUGGUGGCGUUCGUGGGCGACUCGUUUUCGCGCAACCUGCAGCAGGCCAUCGCGUGCGAGCUGGGCGUGGACGACCACGUGGAGCCGUGGUCGGGGUGGCUGGGCGGCACGCUCGUGUCGGGGCUGGCCGUGCCGCGCUACAACCUGAAGCUCGUGGCCGUGGUGGCGCCGUACCUGGUGCGCUACAGCAACCAGGACUGGGCGUUCAAGCAGUACGGGCUGCGGCCGGGCGACGGCAGCCGCUACGUGGUGUGGCUGGACCACAUGGACGAGCAGUGGGCGGCCGUGCUGCAGCACGUGGACCUGGCUGUGUUCAUGUCGGGCCACUGGUUCCUGGACAAGCAGGGCGCCGAGGCCGUGCGCUCCACCGUGUAUGUGGCCAACAACAGGGUGGUGCGCUUGAGCGGCAUGAGCGCGUACCGCGCCGCCAUCCGCAGUGUGAAGCGGUUCGUGGCCGUGGAGCAGAGGUACCGUGGCGUGCCCAUGUGGCUCACCUACUCCCCCUCCCACUACUCGAGAGGUAACCCCCCCACGUGCCGCCACACCACACCCAUAUCUACGAAGAGAGUUCAAGCCAUGGUGGCCCGUGACAUCUCCACAGCCUUCAGACAGCUGGAGGUGAGGGAGCUGAAAAAGUCGCCGUUUCGAAUAAUCGACAUCACCCGCAUUUCCCUCUUCUGCCCAGAUGCGCAUGUGAAGCGUUUCUAUGGAGCCAAGACAAACAGCAAAACAAAGUGGGACUGCACCCACUGGUGUUUACCUGGACUUCCAGACGUCUGGGCCGACAUAUUCCAGUUUGUUCUCAAAACGCAAUUGAGACGACACAAGAAGUAA
Molecule: messenger RNA, 4128 nt
Organism: Closterium sp. Naga37s-1
Lineage: Eukaryota; Viridiplantae; Streptophyta; Zygnematophyceae; Desmidiales; Closteriaceae
Source: the annotation of a GenBank genome assembly